AUGGAAGAUAUCUGCAACUUGACGCGAAAGAAGCCCUGGGACAAGAGAAGAGGAGGUUGUCUGUGGAAAACUUGCAUUCCAAGCACAAACUUUGUAUGGGCUAACUUCUUGCAGUUUGUCACUGCAAGAGGGAGGUUAUUCUGGAGUCUGAUAAGGUCAAUCAUGGGAGCCGAGAUGGCAGAAGACCGGGCGGACAUCUCGCCUGCUGAAGAGAAAGAAGCAAUCAAGGACAUUUUGUCUGCUGCACAAUACACCAUGGAGGCUGGCGACAAGUUUCACCUUCUUUCAGCGAGAUGGUGGAAGCUGUGGCAAAGCUACACAGAUUACGACGAUACUGCGUCCACUAUUGAAGAUCUCGAUCCCCUGUCUGGCUACUUGGCGGUGCACACAAUGAUGUCGUCAGCUCCUAAGCAAAGGCCGCCUCCGAUCGACAACUCUGGUCUGGUGGCUCCAAGCUCAAAAGAGGCUGCGCCGGAGUUGAAAGAAGGGCUUGCAGAAGAGAGCGACUAUGUUCUCCUUCCUGACGAUGCUUGGAAGAAGCUGCAUGGCUGGUAUGGUGGAGGCCCGGACUUUGUGCGGUUGGUCAUUUCAGUGGGGCAGAACAGCUCGAAUGUGGUCGAGGUGUAUCCGUUCAAGCUCAAGAUGGUGCGCCCCAACAAGAUCUACCCCAACGGCAGCAGGAUCUGUGAGAUCAGCAGGCGGGCAACGGUGAAGGAUCUGUUCACUUGGAGCGCCAAGGCCUUCAGCCUUGAAGAGUCGGAGUUCCGCCUGUGGGACUUCUUUGAGAAACGGAAAAAGGUGCUGCUGUCGGAUCCGGAUACUACCCUGGAGGAUGCCAAGAUCCAGUCUAUGCAGCAGAUUCUAGUAGAGGAACGGAAAGACGGGAUCUGGCCCGACGACUCUGAAAAGCUAGGCUCCGACGGGGAGGGGCCCGCGGCUGAGGGCGACCAAGAAGCAGGUCCUUCCGAGGCUCCGGGCGCCAGCCAAGUCAUCCUGUUGCCUGCGCCGAAGCCGACAACGUACAUGGGGCCUCAGACCAGGAACCGGCUCUCCACGGACAGCGACAGCUGGUUCGGCAGCACGACGGCGUACGACGGUCCGAAAGGGCUGACCGGACUGUCCAACCUGGGCAACACGUGCUUCAUGAACAGCGCGCUCCAGUGCCUGACGCACACCCCGCAGCUCGUCGAGUACUUUCUCCAGGACUUCACCAAGGAGAUCAACCGGACCAACCCACUCGGCAUGAAGGGCGAACUGGCCACUGCUUUUGGUGAGCUGCUGCGGAAGCUGUGGGCCGGGAACCGGUCUCCAGUUGCGCCGCGCAACUUCAAGUCGCGGCUCGCGCACUUCGCCCCCCAGUUCAGCGGGUACAAUCAGCACGACUCUCAAGAGCUGCUAGCGUUCCUGCUCGACGGGCUGCACGAGGACUUGAACCGGGUGAAGAAGAAGCCGUACAUCGAGGCCAAGGACUCGGACGGUCGGCCGGACGAGGAGGUUGCGGACGAGGCGUGGGAGAUGCACAAGGCGCGCAACGACUCCAUUAUUGUGGACGUCUGCCAGGGCCAAUACAAGUCCACCCUCGUGUGCCCCGAGUGCCAGAAGACGUCCAUCACGUUCGACCCGUUCAUGUACCUCUCCCUGCCGCUCCCGGACAAGACCACGCGCAGCAUGAACGUGACCGUUUACAGCGGCGAGGGGCGGCACCCCCCGCAGGAGGUGAUGGUGACGCUGCGCAAGAGCGGGCGCAUGCGGGACCUGUACGAGGAGGUCGCCAAGAAGGUGGCGCUACGGCCGGACGAGGAGCUUAUCCUGGGAGAGGUGUACCAACAAAAGAUUUGGCAGUGGAUCGACCUCACGGAGUACAGCGCGCAGGUCAAGCACGACGACCUCAUCGCUGCAUUCCGCGUCCCCAAGGGCACCUCGGCGAGCCAAUACGUCCUGGUCUACCACCUGAAGAAGGCUCUCUACUCUCAUGAGGCCUUCGCGACCCCCCUGCUCGCCCCGCUCCCCAAGGAGGGGCUCCAAAGCCCCGCCCAGCUGCAGGGCAUCGUGGAGACGCUCCUGCGCCCGUUUGAGCGGAAAUUGGCGUCGACCUCCGAUAGCGACGAGACGGGGAACGACACCGGGGCCGGGCCGUCGGCUCGGGGCGAGGAGAACGGCGCGCACGAGCAGAGUAGCAGUCAGGAGAUCACGAUGACGGAGGUCAAUGACGGGGAAGAGGACAACGGAGCGAACGAGGCGACGUCAGCAAAGUCGGGCACGGAGCACUAUGAGGACGCGGAGGAUGCGGAUGCGAACGGGGACGAGGACAUGGAUGAGAUCAGCACACCGCAGGCGGCUUCGACGGCCAACCGCAUGAGCAUGGACACCGUCGACUUGGGGGGUCCCAGUACCGCUGAUCCGGAGCCCCCUGGAAAAGGAAAGCGGCUCCGCAUCGUCAAGACCAGCGAAAAGAGUCCGAGCAAUUUCGAGGAGCUGGCGAGCGGGCCGUUCCCGUCGGGAGCAGUUCGGGGCUUCUACGACCAAUCGCGCUAUCCAACGGUGGCGAUUGUGUGGACAGAGGAAGACUUGGCCAGGUAUGACUUGGACCGGUGCCACGUCCCCGCGCCCUUUGAGAAGCAGGAGGCCGUCUCGACCAAGCCGCGCGGCGAGGAGGUGACGCUCGCGGCGUGCCUGGAGGCCUUCCUGAAAGAGGAGCCGCUCGGCGUAGACGACAUGUGGUACUGCCCCACGUGUAAGCAGCACCGGCAGGCGUCCAAGAAGCUCGACCUCUGGCGCCUCCCGGAGGUCCUCGUCGUGCACCUCAAGCGCUUCUCCUACACCAGGUGGCACAAAAGCAAGCUCGACACAUUCGUCGACUUUCCGAUGGACAAUCUAGACUUGGCGCCCUAUUCUGCCGGCCCCGACGACGGGAACAGCAAGUACGAGCUGUUUGCUGUCAGCAACCACUUCGGGGGGAUGGGUGGAGGGCACUACACCGCUAAUGCAAAGGUCGAGGACGAGUGGUACAACUUCGACGACUCGCACGUCAGCAGCACUCAAGCGUCGAGCGUUCGAAGUUCGUCGGCUUAUGUGCUGUUCUAUCGGCGAAAACACUCGGGCCUCUCAUCGGUAGGGAAUGGUCCGGAAAAGGGCUCUGACGAUGGUCUGGCAACGGCACAGGAAGAGGGGACAACAGCGGACGGCGAAAUGCUAAGUUAAGGUUGGCUUGUAUAGAUGCCGCAAUAAGAGAGUCGAGACCGCCCCCAACCAGGCAGUGCAUGCUACCUUGUUGAUCUGUCCGCAAUGGAACAAUUUCG
This is a messenger RNA of Klebsormidium nitens, 3299 nucleotides long. NCBI's taxonomy places the organism in Eukaryota, Viridiplantae, Streptophyta, Klebsormidiophyceae, Klebsormidiales, Klebsormidiaceae. The record is from the annotation of a GenBank genome assembly.